UUCAGAUAACUCAGUUAGUCUUUAUAUAGAUCGACAGCUACUACACUUUACUCCACUCGUAAUCAUUCUGACGUUGAAGCUGAUUAUAGUGAGAUCCAAUGUGAUUUAGACGCGUUUAUAGUUAAAGAUGAACUGACAAUGAAGAUUGAAAAUAAAAGUGAUAAAUACGAAACGACAACGGACGCUGAUAUACGUGUACCAUGCUGCAAAAAACUUUCUAUGUUCGCGUGUGUUUGCGGUGUCCUAUCUUUACUUCUACAUACGUACAAUUAUACGUCUAGUUUUUUAGACGAAAUUAAAAGGAAUCAACGCAAAGUACAAGUAGAGACUGAUUUUCUGGCUUUAAACGAUAUAGACUUAGAUAGACUUAAUGCGUUUGCUACAAAGCCAGUCAGAUUAAAAAGAGAUGCUAUGCUCAAGCAAUCACCCGGUCAAGAAGACAACACAGUGGCCCCACAUGUGGAGUUCUUUAACCCCAAAAUGCGGCCUGAGUUGGAAGAGAAAGAUGCAAUUGAAAUGAAGAAGACGGGGGCAAAAGGACCAGCUCCUGGAGGUGAUACCUGGGUCUGGCUCACCAGCUAUUCACGGGUUCCUUACAAAGUAGUACAAGGAUUCUGCAAAGCAACGCAAGAUUAUUGCCCACCUGGUGUACAAGGGCCUGAUGGGCCCAGAGGAGCUCCGGGGCCAAAAGGUGAGAGAGGAGAUUCGGGAGCACCAGGCACACCAGGAAGUCCAGGGAUGAGAGGACCUGUUGGACCUCCUGGUCCAAAAGGGGAACGUGGAUUCCCCGGAAAUCCUGGCUUAGAUGGAAGAGAUGGAGUACCCGGAGAACCUGGUCUCGAUGGUCUGUCGGGCAGAAAUGGUGCUGAUGGAGCACCGGGGAAGGACGGUCGCGACGGUAUUCCAGGAAGAGAUGGAAGCCCAGGGAAAAAUGGAAGGGAUGGCAAAGAUGGUAAAGCAGGAUCACAAGGUCCACCAGGCAUCAGAGGACCGAAGGGUGAUCGUGGUCCUAUGGGGCCGAAGGGCUUACGCGGCAAUGAUGGUCAUGAUGGAGCUCCGGGGAAACCUGGCCUAUCCAUCUAUAACUAUACUAAAGAAAAUCAAAUGUUUAUACCACCUACUUUCGCAUUGGAAAAUCCAAGAUUGAUAGUGCGUGAAGGUGACACAAUGCGCAUGGACUGUAACCCCAAAGGCUUUCCUGAACCUACCAUAGAAUGGCGACGAGCUGAUGGAACUCCAAUCAUUCAGGGUUCAUGGCGUGAUGCAUCCGUAAGCGGACACGUAUUGAAUAUACCGAACGUGUCACGCUGGCACACGGGCAAGUAUGUCUGUCUCGCCAACAAUGGCAUGCAGCCACCAGCCAACCAGACCACUGACGUUGAAGUACAUUUCAGUCCAUACAUACGGGUGCCUAAUAACAUCGUUUAUGUUUUUAACAAAACAGUCAAAGUGGAAUGUGAGAUUCAGGCAUGGCCGGAACCAGUUCUAGCUUGGGAAAGCGAUGGAGUUACUCUAGAAGGUUCUCGAUAUAAGAUGGAAGUUUCCACAACCAAUGAUCCUUGGAGAUGGAUCAUGAGACUCGAAAUACCGAACCUUAGAGAGCACGACUUGAAACAAUACAGCUGUGUGGCGAAAAAUGAGCUCAAUAACCAAACAGUUAAAGGACAUAUUCGUUUGAUGUAUCCGGGUCCCAAUCAACACACACAGAUUCAGCAGCCCAUGGAGUUCGGCUUCCGUCCCCCAACCCUUACAUCAUAUGAGGAGUUGUGUCAAGUUCAGCGAUGUCCGUCGUGUCCGCGAUGUGACCGCGCAUUGCUAUUGAUAUCUACGAUGAAUACCACAGCAGGGUAUAAGCCUAGAAGGAACAUAAAUUGUCAGUUAUACGCAAUCGGCAAACCCGUGUAUCAUCGAUAUAUAGAUGAAUUGUUUGGUGCGUGGCUGCGGGAUUCGAACGCCUCCGAAAGUCAGAAAGAAAAACUUUGGGCCACACAAGAGAAUGACAUUGAAAGACUACGGGAGUACAGGAGCAAGGCCAGUUUCAAGUCUGACCAUGUUGACGAGUUUCAUAAGCUACAAAAGCCGUUCUUUGGUAACGGCCACAUCGUCUAUAGCGGGUCUUUCUUCUACCAGGCGAACGAGUCAGGCAACCCUGGAGACAUCAUACGUUACGAUUUGACGCAGAGUAGAAUAAAAUCAGUCCACUUACCACAUGCUGACGGUAGAUUGUACAGCGCACAGCAUAACCAGGUCGACUUCAGUGCUGACGACAACGGUCUGUGGGCUAUAUACUCUAUCGAAGGAUCAAAUAACACAGCAGUUGCAAAGCUAAGUUUUGAUCCAAACAAGGACGAUUUAAAUAUAGAUUACAUUUGGAAUAUAUCCCUGAACCACAAACAAGUUGGAGAAAUGUUUAUAGUAUGUGGUGUGCUUUACGCGUUAGACUCAGCCACGGAACGCGAAAGCAAAGUCACGGUGGCAAUUGAUUUAUACUUGAGCAAACCGGUGGAAGUGACUCUGCAGUUCACCAACCCGUUCAGAAAGACCACGCAACUCGGAUACGACCACACGCAUAAGGAACUGUAUUCAUGGGAUCGUGGAAAUCAAUUGACUUACCCUGUGAGAUACAACGAACUACCUGGCCCUUGAUAUGAUGAUGAUUACUUAAAACAAUAAAAUAUAAUGUGUAACAAUUUUUUAAUAAAAAUAUGCAUA
Nymphalis io (European peacock) is the source of this 2712-nucleotide messenger RNA. RefSeq lists its product as uncharacterized. Lineage: Eukaryota; Metazoa; Arthropoda; Insecta; Lepidoptera; Nymphalidae. Gene Ontology annotation, biological process: signal transduction. The transcript has 17 exons. Bases 139 to 2646 code for a protein of 835 amino acids. The record is from RefSeq and is a predicted model, not a curated record.